GUGAUCGACUGUUUGGUAAACAACAUGUCGGACGCAGGUGUGAGGAAGAUCUGGGUGGAAUUAAAACGACUUGAUCUUGAGGACUCCCCAGAAUACCAUGUGACCCAAAGUAUACAAAUCCGAGAAGAUUACGGAUCAGACGAGAUUCGAUCCAUCAUCAAGGACACCUUCCAGCUACACGAUGAAGACAUGGUGUUGAAGUUGAGGAACCAUCGAGGGUCUCUAAUGCCUAUCAGCUGUAACAUAGCCAGCAACUCAAAGUCUGUGCCCUAUUCAUUAGAGGUUGUACAGAAAUAUCAAAAUGUCAAGCCAAAAGCCAGAAGUGUAAAACGGGACCGUUACCAUGAAACAAUGAAGAAGAAGAUCGUUGAGCUACUUGAUAGGAUAGAGAAGUUGGAAAAUGCCUCACCUGAACUGAAACAGCGACAGAACAAGAUUAUCACAAUGGAAAUGGAAGAGCUUGAGAAAAAACUUGGAUUCCUGACGAAACGUUUCCAUGAGGCAGACAGCACCACAUGGAAAGGCAUGUUUAAGAAGAAUCCUCUCUGGUGAUCCAGAGCGAAAAGAAAACAUGGUAGCAACAUAUUAUUCUUCAUAAUCAUGAUCAGUUAAACGUUUUAUAAGAUAUAGAGGUAUAUAAGCUGUGAUAGAGCUUGAAGGUGAAGCUGAUGAUACAAGACUUGGUUGUGACAGCAUUAGGGUUAUAACAGUAGCAUAUAAAACUAGGGAACAAAACACAAAUGAUCAUUUUCACUGGUCCCUCAUAGGUACUACUAGAUUGGACAGAAGGUUUUCACUCAAUUUGUCUUUAUUCCAUCAUCUUUCUGUCUUUCUUAUUCCUUCCAUCUCCAGAUUUUGUCCAGAGCACAUUUUCCAUACUAUAUAUGUCACCUGAAAUUACCAAAUUUGGCAUACAAGUACAGCUUGUAAUUGUCUGAUCAUACAAGUACAGCUUGUAAUUGUUUGGUCAUACAAGUACAGCUUGUAAUUGUCUGGUCAUACAAGUACAGCUUGUAAUUGUCUGGUCAUACAAGAUUGGAUACAAGCAGUAAUAUUGUCCUCAAGUUCAUAUAUAUAUAUAUAUGUGUUGCCCUUGAAUAAACCAGUGAGGAACUAUGGAAUGCUUUGCAAUAUUUGCCUUGUUUUUAAGACCCGAAUCAGUGUUCAAAUUUGGAUGUCAAGAAACAAUGGCAUUGAAAUUGCAGUACCUCAGACCACAAAUGGAUAUUGAUUGAGUUAUUGUUCUCUUUUAUCUUAAGUAGUCCUAUGUAGGUCACUUACUGACAAUAUAUCACCAGAUCCUCAGAAAACAGUCAAUGAUAUAAUAGACAAGAGAGUAGGAGUUUCAUAGAGCCUUCAUUCAUUGUCAAAGUAUAUAGGUUUUCAUGUAAAUGAUGUCUCUUUGAUAUCUAUUUUAGAAAGUUUUUGUUUUCUCAUCAAAAGAUGGUUGUGCCCCACCCCAAAUCUGUUUAAAUCCUGCAUCUGGGUUGAAGUUAAGGGGAGGAAGAACAAGGAGGAGGAACUGUAAUAUGGUUAUAACCAAAUACAUGUAGCAAAAUUACUCUGAUGGAGCAAAGUAUAUCAACAUCUUCAAAAAUUACUCUGAUAAUACAAAUUAUAUUGACAUCAUCACAAUUUUCUAUACUUCUGAGCCCUAGUUGAUUUGUAGUCCAAAUAUAACGGAAUGAUAGUAGAAAAAUAUUACAUAAAACGUUGUUUCAUGGCUAUUAACACUCUCAUAUGCCUCAGUCAGAGGGCCUAUUGAGUAAGCAGCCUCAGGCUGUAACUCUUACUGAACAUAAUAACAGGAAUUUGGUUGUCAUGACAAUGUAAUCUAUAUCCUAGGUAUAUCUUUCAUGUGCUGGAGUAUAGGUAUGACUGGUAUUGUGUUCUUUCUAGUCAGCUUAACGAAUGGAAAACAAAAGAUAUUGCUUUAAUUAUUUUCACAAAAAUUUGAAGUUUAUAAGAAAUUUAUCUGAAGUAGUUGUGUGUUAAAUUAACAAUACGCAAAUCUGGAGACAAGAAAAUAAAUGAUAACAAUGUAGUUCAUAAGUAAAAAGGAGCUUUAAAACAUAAAGUAUUGGUAGGAUAGCUGACAAAGCUUUAUACUAGACAGGUUGUAUAGAACAUUAUGCAACAGUCAGAUCUCCCAAGGUGGAAACUACAAGCUCUGAAUCAGUUCCAAAUGCUCCCCGAUCGUGUGACAUCAUCACUGUUGUACAGUUGGCUCUACUAGGCCGACAACCCUUUAGUGCGACCUUGUGUGACCUUGAGCAGAUUUCUACGAGCUGUUGUAGAUUGUAACAGGUAUAGAACCUUGUGAGUCACUAUAAGAUAUAUACCUUGUCAGUGAAAUGACUUUAUUGAUAUUUCCUUUUUAUCAUUACACAACUGUGUACCUUAUACCUUGUACUUUCGUAUCAGUAUAGCAGCUGUUCUAUUGAGACUUUACACAAACUGUUCAUUUCCACUGAUAACCUAGUACUCUAGUCAGACUUUCUUAAGAUUGUGUAUAUUUACACUCUGCCUUUCUCGUGGUGCGUAUACAUGUUUUGUUACAAGUGUUUAGUGUCCCUGUCCUUCAGUGUAGUAUGGAUUGAUUUAUACAACAGUAGGAUUUCAGUUGAGCAUUUCUAACAAAACCUUAGAAUGUGAUUUAUAAGCCUAUGGCUGUCUUUAAUGUAGAAUUUUAAUAUAUAGUAUGUAUAAUACAAAAAUAUAAUUUGGUUUUCUUUACUAGCCAAAUAUAUUAUCUGUGCUUGGGAGAUGAUAUGUUUAAUCAUAAAGAUUGGAUGCUAAAACAAAACUAUUUCAUACAUUAUUUUUUCAGUACAUUGUAUGUACUUGUCUGUGCAAAAUAAUCGUAGGAGAUUUAUUGAAAAAUAAUUGACAGAAACAAAGUAAAAAAGAUGCCUGGUAGUACAAUGAAAGUGAUAUAACUGUACACUAAGGCUCACAUUAAUGUAGAUAACUGUACACUAAGUCUUACAUUAAUGUAGAUAACUGUACACUAAGGCUCACAUUAAUGUAGAUAACUGUACACUAAUGCUCACAUUAAUGUGGAUAACUGUACACUAAGGCUCACAUUAAUGUAGAUAAAUGUACACUAAGGCUCACAUUAAUGUAGAUAACUGUACACUAAUGCUCACAUUAAUGUAGAUAACUGUACACUAAGGCACACAUUAAUGUAGAUAACUGUACACUAAGGCUCACAUUAAUGUAGAUAAAUGUACACUAAGGCUCACAUUAAUGUAGAUAACUGUACACUAAUGCUCACAUUAAUGUAGAUAACUGUACACUAAGGCUUACAUUAAUGUAGAUAACCGUACACUAAGGCUUAUAUUAAAGUAGAUAACUGUACACUAAGGCUUACAUUAAUGUAGAUAACCGUACACUAAGGCUUAUAUUAAAGUAGAUAACUGUACACUAAGGCUUACAUUAAUGUAGAUAACUGUGCACUAAGGCUUACAUUAAUGUAGAUAACUGUACACUAAUGCUCACAUUAAUGUAGAUAACUGUACACUAAGGCUUACAUUAAUUUAGAUAACUGUACACGAAGGUUUACAUUAAUGUGGAUAACUGUACACUAAGGCUCACAUUAAUGUAGAUAACUGUACACUAAGGCUUACAUUAAUGUAGAUAACUGUACA
This is a messenger RNA of Mizuhopecten yessoensis (Yesso scallop), 3650 nucleotides long. RefSeq lists its product as uncharacterized. The transcript has 7 exons. The coding region runs from base 25 to 552 and encodes 175 amino acids. Lineage: Eukaryota; Metazoa; Mollusca; Bivalvia; Pectinida; Pectinidae. The record is from RefSeq and is a predicted model, not a curated record.